ACCUUGUAUAUGGAAGUCAUAGGCGACAUGCUUCCGAUCGAAAAAAAAAAACCUAAAGUCGAAGAUCAUCCUAAUUGUUGGUCAAGAUACUUCGAGAAUGCCAAAUGAGACACCAGAUCGAAUUUUGGGGUAAAUCCCCGCCAAUCUAAUGGAAGACGGUAACGCACAUCCGAAUUGCUACUGCAUGGUCCGCUAGGGCGCCUGUAUCAAUAUCAAUAUUCAUCACGUCUGGGACGUGAUCCUGAAAGUACGGAGGCGGGGAAAUCAUCCGCAGGCAUCUGAUAACCACACGGAGUCGAUAACAGACCGAGCCGCUUCCUGCUCAUCCCAAAUCAAGUCAAAAAGUCCAUUAUCAAGGACAAGCCGUCGGCACGGUGGACCGGGUCCGCCACAUUAUCGUGAUGUGUUUUGGAAUCGCCCAACCCUCAUCCAAAAGAUGGGGAUUGUUUAUCGAACGAACCAUAAGCCUCCCAGCACUUGGAUAAUCGCUUGCACAUCAGAUCGAGUUGUCCAGGCCGUCCUUGUCUGGGUAGAAACGCCCCAGCGGUAUGAGCCCGUUGCCAACCAUUGGGCAGGGAAUGAGAGGAAUCCUUCUUAUAGUUUGGUUAGUUCUCGCCGAAAAGGGUGAUCUAGAACAGAUUGACAAGGAAUCAUCGUAGUGAGGCUGGUCAGUUGGUGGGUCCAAGGCUGUUUAAACCAAACCCAACAAAGAAACAGUUUCCAUAGUUCGAAUCACGGGGCGCAUGAGAUUUUGAUGAUGUGGUCUUCAUGUAGGGAAGGACGGGUCCUGGCCGAGUUUUGGAGUCUCGGGGCCAUCAAGUGAAUCAGCAAGCCGGCAUCUAUCUGGUGUGCUGUUAUACGGAGGCAAUGAACGGCAGCUGUUGAUCUUGUUGGUUGAUGGACAUAAAUAUCUAGGCUGUCCUCGUAAGAUCGCAGUCUUCCAUAUCAAAACUCAACUUGAACGAUCAUUUCGAAGCAGUCAAGGAAGAUACCCCAAGGAAAUCAAUUGACAUCAACGUACUUCGCACCUAAUCCUAAAAUAAUAGCAAGGUAAGUUGGGUGCAACUUUCACUCGUUCCCACACCUGUCAAUACUCACAUGGAUAUAGACAAUGGCUACCGUAGGAACGCUUACCUCGACGCCGCUCCCCGACCCAAUGGCCAACCCCGAAUUCGAUGGGGUGAACGCUAUAGGGUCCUCAAGCAUGUUAGAGAAGAUUUCUUUUGAUCCGUUGAAGCACCUCAACUUCAUCCCUCCUUCCAUGGUGUACAGCAUGGAAGAUCUGGGUUAUACGAAGAGCCGUGGAGUAUCUCCGAUAGGUGUAUCUGAGCCUUUCUCAUUGUUCUCUGCCGAGGCCAUUCAGCAGAUGAGGAAGGAAGUUCUGAGCGGUGAAGUUUUUGCCAAAUGGAAAUACUCCAGCGAGCUUGCUCAGUGCCAGUUAAGGGGAUACGCAGCAGACUGUGCACCGUUCAUAUAUGACGCCUGGAAAAAUCCCGAGACCCUUGGCAUUAUCUCCAACAUUGCAGGCGUUGAUCUCGUUCCGGCCAUGGACUUUGAGAUUGGACAUGUCAACCUCGCAGUCUAUAGCGAAGAAGAGAAAAACAAGGCACUCAACGAGCUGAUCGAACAGGCAAACCGCGCAACAGACGAAAACCGAACUUGGGAAGAUGACGACCCUGUUGUGGACUGGCACACGGACAGCUACCCUUUUGUGUGCGUGACCAUGCUCUCGGACUGCACAGGAAUGGUAGGGGGCGAGACUGCUUUGAGGAGAGGAGACGGCGAGGUGGUCAAAGUCCGCGGGCCACAAAUGGGGUACGCCGUGAUUCUUCAGGGGCGCUACAUUGAGCAUCAGGCGCUUCGUGCAUUGGGAGGAACAGAGCGGAUCAGUAUGGUGACUUCAUUCCGACCGCGUGCCUCGCUCACCAAAGACGACACUGUUCUCACUACUGUCCGUCCAAUCUCGGACCUGGGCGAACUGUACCUUCAGUUUGCAGAGUACCGCUUCGACAUGCUUCAGGAUCGGUUCCGCCAUGCCAACAAACUGAUGCGUGAUCGACAGCGAGCUCGGCGACCAUUCGAUACAGCUCAGCUAAAGCAGUUCAUUCGAGAGCAGAUUGAAUUCCUGGAGCAUAUGGACACGGAGAUAGUGGAGGAUGAUAAAGUCGUGAAGGGCAAAUUCGACAAAAGUCAUCUUAUUUCUGAGCAUCUCGUACUCGAGAGGUGAAGAAAGCGACGCGUCGCAGUGGCAUGAUAAUAAUGGUCUCAAGAGAUGCUACAUGGGGCAGCUGGGUCUUCUCGAUGAUGAGUUUUGGUUGUGUUUGUUGCCAGGGCUUGCCACAAGAGAUGCCACAGCAACGAGGUCUUGAGGUCAUCGUCGGAGGUAGUACCUGGGAAUGCCUGUUUGAGUUCUUGGCUGGCUAGUUGAUGCCUUCGUCUUUUUGCUGCUUUGGAGCGUUGACCUAGAGUUUACUGCAAGUUGGCCUGCACUGCCGUUAGCGACGUUAUUUGAAGUUGAAUAAUUUUUGUUAGCUUGACUGCAGGCUCAAGUAUGAUCUUGUAUACAUUUCGGCUGCGAAUAGAUGGAAUGGCGCGAUAAGAAGGGCCGAUAGAUUAUGCGUGCGUAGCAAAGGGUAAACAUCUUCUCAGCCUAGCAUCUUUUGCGCAGAGUGUAUGGUAGUAGUAACUACUCCGUAGAUCUUGAG
Molecule: messenger RNA, 2705 nt
Organism: Aspergillus calidoustus
Lineage: Eukaryota; Fungi; Ascomycota; Eurotiomycetes; Eurotiales; Aspergillaceae
Source: the annotation of a GenBank genome assembly